AUGAGUGAAAGUUUACGGCCACCGUUGACGUACUAUCCCAUGCGACAGGUUUUAUCUGUCAAAACACCCCAUAUGAAGAUGUUUACUCAUGGACUUCAGGACGGGCUUAAGUUGGAAUACUUCCAGGUUGGGCUGGGCAAAGAAACAUAUGCAGACCGAGAUGUGGAGCGUAAGGCAGUUGGGCUUAGCAAGCUUCCCAUUAUCUUUACCAGCCCGUGUGGAUCUAAUAGGCUCCGAUUUGUUACAGAACAAAAACGAGCAGCCUUACUAUCAGCUUGUCAGCGCACUCGGAUACGAGCUGUGCACCAUCCAUAA
Giardia duodenalis is the source of this 315-nucleotide messenger RNA. RefSeq lists its product as uncharacterized. The transcript has a single exon. Bases 1 to 315 code for a protein of 104 amino acids. NCBI's taxonomy places the organism in Eukaryota, Fornicata, Diplomonadida, Hexamitidae. The record is from RefSeq and is a predicted model, not a curated record.